AUGCUCAAGAAAUUUUUCGGCAGUGUAGCCGAUAACAAGAAAGAUCUCGAACACUUUGCGAUGAAAGAACUGAAUGAUGAUUUUCCUCCUGGUGCUUCAUCGUCUCCCACAAGCAUGCCGAAUACAGAAUCUCCAACAAACAGCACCAACAAUAAUGUAAAACCAUUCAACAACAUAAUUAAUAAUAAUAAUAAUAACAACAAAACUUCGUCUCCUUUUUCACCUAGAACAACAACAAAUUUUCCCUCACAACAACAACAACUUCAUCAACUCCCACCCACCAUUUCUACUAGCACUGCCAAGUCCUAUGCAAGCACUCCGACGACUGCCACAACACCCAGUGAUCUUCAACGAAGGAUUUCUCUUGCACUCACUUCAUCUCAACAACAGAAGGAAUCACCGACUGCUGCUCAUAUUUUGCUCACGGAAAGAGGAGCUUCUAUGCUUCACCUUUCUGCUCAUCAUCAUAGAAAUUCAUCAUUGUCAAGUUUGUUGGAUAGUAAUGGUAAUUUAUUAGAAACCCUUUCUGCAGCAGACGAUGAAGUUAAUGGGAUGAACAACAAUGAAAGCCUCACCAACAAUCCAACAACUAACACGGGUAGUGGUAAUUUGAAAUUACCAGAACUGGUUGGUAUUGCUCCAGGUAGUCCCGAUUUGUUAGAGGCUUUUGUGGCAGCCGAGAGUGAUAGCGAUGAUGAGGAAGCAAUGACGCCAAGAGGUACAUUCAAUGGAGGAGCCUCCAAGAAUGGCAGUAAUAAUGAACAACAACAAUCACAAGACGACAACGGUAUCAACACUCCAGUGCUCAAAGUAGAUCGAACAGACACUUCCGAGCAAAAUUCAUCAGCACAACAAACUCUAUCAACAAACUCUCUUUCGGGAUUAACAAUAGGUUCCAGACAUUCAUCCAAGGAUGCACUGGCCUCUGUAAGCACUCCCAUGAGUGCCCGAAGUUUGGCCUCCAUGUUAGAUCAAUUCAUGGAUGAUCACUUGGCUUCUCCAAAUACCUCAAGUUUUAUGAUGGUUGAGAGUGGAGAACGAAGAUUGAGCUUGGAUGAGACACAAACAAGUUCAUCAUCUAAAAUUGAUAUUGAGCCAGUUCCAAGAGCAUCUUUGGAUAACAGUUCUACCGGAGUUUCUAAAAACAACGGCCAUUUCCCAAAAAUUCAUGGCUCUGCAUACCUUCAAAAUGAAGAGGUAUCUACCUCGUCACCUUUAUUAACAAACACUAGUGGAUCUGUAACUCCAUCUCUCCAAACACCAGUACCUCUAAAACAUAAACGAACAAAGAGCGUAGAUUCUUCACAUCAACAAGAUACAUCAACAGUCGGAAAAGCUUCGCCUACAAUCACAAAAACAGCAACAACAGCGAAUCUUCAGAAUAUUGUUAAAACUCCAAACAAAUUUGCAGUUCCACAAAAUGAAACUCCAAUCUACAAAUCGUUCAAAUAUACAGAUGAAGAAGGAAAAGAAUAUCAUUAUCAAGGAACUGUUUUGCCAAGCACAAACGAAAUGCAUGGUAGGGGCGAAUUAUUGUUUCCUAAUAAGACCAUCUAUGAAGGAGAUUUUGACAAAGGAAAAAACAUGGAUUUGGAAAAUUAUUUUCCAUCCCCAAUUCCAAAGAAACCACCAACCAUCGCAAUCGGUCAAUGGAAUAAUGAUGUACCUUCAAGCGAAUUACCUUGGAAAAUUUCAUAUGAUGGAGAGGAAAUGGAAUAUUGGGGAUAUGUAAAAUUGAAACCAAAAGUGUUGGAAAAAUAA
Messenger RNA from Naegleria fowleri, 1761 nucleotides. RefSeq lists its product as uncharacterized. Bases 1 to 1761 code for a protein of 586 amino acids. Lineage: Eukaryota; Heterolobosea; Eutetramitea; Acrasida; Naegleriidae. The record is from RefSeq and is a predicted model, not a curated record. The transcript has a single exon.